CAAGCGAGGAUAAUCAAUAACGAAAAAAAAAAUGAAAGGCCAAGGCAGUUACGUUCCGCCACCAUAUAUUCCCUUGGAUCAGUCAGAUAUUGAAGCCGACAUCAUUCCAGAGAACAAUGACUCCCCCGGUCACCGUCAAAUCAGCCAAGAUCCGACCCAGUGGUCUUCUGGAAUCUGUGCAUGCUGUGAUGAUAUGCAGAGCUGCUGUGUAGGUCUUUUGUGCCCUUGCUUCUUGUUUGGAAGGAAUGCAGAAUUCUUAGGCUCCGGAACUUUGGUGGGAUCAUGCGCGACCCAUUUUAUUUUGUGGGGUCUUGUCAAUGGUCUCUGCUGUCUGUUGACCGAUGGUAUUCUUUUGGGAUUACCUGGAUCUCUCAUAGCAUGUUAUGCUUGUGGUUAUCGCAGAACGCUUCGGGCAAAGUAUAAUCUGCAGGAAGCACCGUGUGGGGACCUGGCGACUCACCUCUUCUGCCACUUGUGUGCCAUCUGUCAGGAAUAUCGUGAGAUCCGCGACAGGGCAGCCAAUUCCAAUCCAUCUGAUCAUAGGCCCGCUGUUGUGACGGCCCCACAAGUUCAGACAAUGGAACCAGCACCCCAGAACUAAUGUAGGAUCAUAUUGCUGUAGGUUAACAUCCACCAUUGAUGAUUCGGUUCUAAGAAUCCUUGUCUUUUUUUUAAUCUUUCAUCCCAUCUCAUUUUAUGUGUAUUACUUCUAAUCGCUUAUUGAUUCAUGGUCUUUUUUAGGUUGCUAUC
Magnolia sinica is the source of this 750-nucleotide messenger RNA. Its product is annotated as cell number regulator 5. The record is from RefSeq and is a predicted model, not a curated record. The transcript is spliced from 4 exons. The coding region runs from base 32 to 601 and encodes 189 amino acids. NCBI's taxonomy places the organism in Eukaryota, Viridiplantae, Streptophyta, Magnoliopsida, Magnoliales, Magnoliaceae.